Messenger RNA from Heterostelium album PN500, 2091 nucleotides. RefSeq lists its product as uncharacterized. Bases 1 to 2091 code for a protein of 696 amino acids. The transcript is spliced from 2 exons. Gene Ontology annotation, molecular function: protein binding. NCBI's taxonomy places the organism in Eukaryota, Evosea, Eumycetozoa, Acytosteliales, Acytosteliaceae. The record is from RefSeq and is a predicted model, not a curated record.
AUGAGUACUAGUAGUAAAGAAUCUUUACUAAAGAUACACAAGAAGUUAAUACCAAUAGUGGUAAAAGUGUUGAACACCAGUAGAAUUAUCAAUAAAUUAGUAUUUACACAUGUCAGAAAUUUAAAUCGUUUUGGUGGAGGUCAUAUAGUGCCAGCAUUACAUAGAUAUAGAAGCUAUCCGUGGUCGGAAGUGAUCAAUUUGCCACACGUCAUGGUUUCCUAUGGAUAUCUUGCUCAACUUAAGCAAUAUUUCAGUGAGAAUGCAGUAUCAAACAAUUGUGAAAUUAAAUCAUUUAGAAAUGCCAUCGACACCAACAACAUCGAUAUCCUACGAUACCUGUUAGAUGAUCUACAGAUCGAUAUCCGAAAGACCAAAGGCAAACGAUCGAGAUACAAUGUCACCAAGAUACUGAAUCAUGCUGCCAAGUCUGGAAGAUUGGAGAUCGUUCGUUAUCUAUGUGAACAAACGCCAUUCAAAUGGAACUACUACGAAGCUAUGGUAAAAUCACCGCUCUCACGCGAUUUUGAAAUCGUAAAAUACCUGGUGGAGAGAGUCAAUUCUUCGAAAUUAUUUAUUAACUAUUCAAGUUAUAAUUCAACGGUAUUUGAUAACGCUGCAAAGAUAGGUGGAAUCGAUAUGAUUAAAUGGUUGUCCAGUAAUCGUUCAGCUGACAAAAAGACCAGUAACAUGUUAUUAUCAGCGGUCAAUGCAAAACAAGCGGCGACCAUCGAAUAUCUGUUGAGGGAGGGCAAAGAAACGAUGAUUCCUCUCGAGGUGAUAGAAGCUGCAAUAAAAGUCAAAAGCAUGGAAAUUCUACAGCUUUUAUCAACAAAGUCUGGUUACUAUGGAGUGACAGCAUAUGAAUUAGCUAUUAAUACAGGUAGCUUGGAGAUAGUGAAAUUUGUACAUGCCCGUACAACCGCUAGACCUUCUACACCAUACGAAAAGGCAGCACUCAUCGGUAGUUUGGAUAUCGUAAAAUGGCUAUUUGAAAAUCAGAUUAGUGUGUGUAAUCCGGCGGCAUUCGACUGUGCCUGUUACUCUGGCAAUAUGGAAUUGGUGAACUAUCUCUUUGAUAAAGUCGCAAUGGAGAGAACGAAAUUCGCUGUACAGAAUGCCAUUAUUAAAGGUAAUUUGGAAUUGGUGAAACUACUGAGUGCACCACUACAUGACCAUUUCGAAGGUGCAAUCAACUUGACAGCCGAGAAAGGUCAACUAUCGAUUUUGAAAUGGCUGAAUGAAAAUAGAACAGAUUUACUAUUUACUCCUGAAGCAAUGGAUCUUGCUGUGAAAAACAACCACUUCAAUGUGGCACGUUGGUUGCAUUUGAAUCGUACUGAAGGAUGUUCCUCUAAAGCAAUCGAUUAUGCAGCACGACAUGGAUAUCUCGAUGUUGUCCAAUUUCUGAACGAGAACUAUUCGAAUGGAUUUUCUGACGAUGCCAUUCUGAGUGCAAUAGAAAAUGGCUAUCUCGACGUUGUCCAGUAUCUUUGUGACAACACCAAAGCAAAGAUACCAAAGAAAGCAUUGUUCAAAGCUGUUUUCAAUGGAUAUACUGAUAUUGUGAAAUAUUUAUAUUCAAAAACUCAGACAGAUGAAGCAGAUUCAUUGAUGAAUGUCGCAGCUGAACGUGGUCAUAUGGAGAUUUUGAUGUGGUUGGAUGAAAUGGGUGAAACUUGUACAACCGGUGCCAUGGACAACGCUGCUGGUAGUAACCAAAUUCAAAUCUUGAGAUGGUUACAUGAAAACCGUAGUGAAGGAUGCACUCACUUUGCUAUGGAAAAAGCAUUGUUCGAUACUGACAGUAGCUUGGAAGUGGUUGAAUGGCUCUAUAACAAUAGAACCGAAUGUAAAGAUCUAUCAAAAAUCCACAUUUCAGUACUUGCCGAUAAACUCUCAAGAAAUCAAUUCGAUAUAAUUGAAUGGGUGCUGGAAAAAUUAGAUGUUUCUUUGGAAUUUCUUGAACUACUACAUAGUGGAAAAGCUAGAUAUACAGAAUCCAUUGAAGUUAUUGAACGUCAUAUAAAAUUAUUAAAUCAAAAUCAAAAUCAAAAUCAAAAUCCAAAACAAAAAUCAAUAUAUAAUUGUUGA